AAAUGUCUCUUCUUACGAGAUCUUUCAGAUGGAUUUUGAGAUAGACAACAGUAGUGGCCUGGUGGGGGCCCAGCAAAUCACCUGGCAGGUGGAAUACCCCCGAGAUGAGUCUGUGAGCGAGCUGGUGGUCUCCGAGAUCUUUGUCAGCCAAGCGACUUUUGCAGGAAUUGUUCCACUUGCGAUGGACACGGAAGUCCUGAACACAGCCAUCCUGACGGGGAAGCCGGUGUCUGUCCCAGUAAAGGUGGUUGCCGUUGAAGAAGAUGGAUCGGUGAGAGAUGUGUCUGGUUCCACCGAAUGCAGAUCAGCUGAUGAAGACGUCAUAAAGGUUUCAGACAACUGCGAUGCCAUCUUUGUUAAUGGGAAGGAAAUGAAAAGCAAAGUGGACACCAUUGUGAACUUCACGUACCAGCAUUUUACCACCCAGCUAGAAGUCACCGUCUGGGUUCCACGACUUCCUCUUCAAAUAGAGAUCUCCGACACAGAACUGAGUCAGAUCAAAGGCUGGAGGAUCCCUGUCACCUCCAACAAAAGGCCCACACGUGACAGCGAUGAGGAUGAAGAUGACGAGAAGAAAGGCAGAGGCUGCACCCUGCAGUACCAGCAUGCCAUGGUACGAGUCCUCACCCAGUUUGUGACAGAAUCAUCCGAUUUGGGAGGCCAGCUGACCUACAUGCUUGGCUCCGAAUGGCAGUUUGACAUUACGGACCUUGUGGCUGACUUCAUGAAGGUGGAAGAAUCCAAAGUAGCCAAGUUACAAGAUGGCCGGGUUCUGAUUGGUCGUGAGCAAGGAAUCACAACAGUUCAGGUCCUCUCACCUCUUUCGGAUUCCAUUUUGGCCGAGAAGACUGUGAUUGUUCUGGAAGACCGGGUCACCAUCACAGACCUCGGUGUUCAGCUCGUGGCAGGCUUGUCCCUCUCGCUCCAGACAAGCAAAGGAAACAAGAGGGUGAUUGUUUCUACGGCAUCGGCUUCUGACAUUCUUCAUUCACCAAAGCAGGAAGCUGUGGUCAGUGCUUGGAUUCUGUUCAGCGAUGGCACCGUGACACCCUUAGACAUCUACGACACGAAAGAUUUUUCUCUCGCCAUCACAUCCCUGGAUGAAAUGGUGGUGUCCAUCCAUCAAAACCAGGAGGAAGAGCAGCCUGUGGUGGUGGCGGAAGGUGAAGGUCAAGGGCCACUCAUUAAACUAGAAAUGGUGAUCAGCGAGCCUUGUCAGAAGUCCAAGAGGAAGAGUAGCUUGGCUGUUGGGAAAGGAAGCAUCAAAGUCAAGUUUGGCCAGAAGGAUUUGGACCACAAAGGGGACACCAAUGACAUUGAAGACGUUGAGGCUGAUUUUAAAAGCCAUGGGAGUAAUUCUAUAGAGAAGUCAUUGGAGCAGGAGAGGUCAGGGCAAGAUUGGCCCAAACAUGGGGCUUCCAUUAAUCACGAAGAGGCUACUAACCAAAGCACAACUUCCAAGACUCCUGUUCACCCAAAAACUGCUCAGGGUCAGCUCCAAAAUGGUCCAACCUCCUUUACAAGCUUCCCCAUACAAGUUGACAUUCCAGUGCAGAACAGUCCCAGUGACCUCACUUUGGCUUCCAGAGGUCUAACGGACCUUGAGAUUGGCAUGUAUGCCCUUCUGUGUGUUUUCUGUUUAGCCAUAUUGGUCUUCUUAAUUAACUGUGUGGCAUUUGCUUGGAAGUACAGGCACAAAAGGUUUGCCGUCAGUGAGCAAGGCAACAUUCCACAUUCCCAUGACUGGGUGUGGCUCGGGAAUGAGGUGGAGCUCUUGGAGAACCCAGUGGACAUUUCGCUCCCGUCCGAGGAGUGCACAACCAUGAUAGACAGAGGGAUGCAGUUUGAGGAGAGCAAUUUCCUCCUCAACGGGAGCUCUCAGAAGAGCCUCCACAGCCAGAUCCUUCGGUCUGCUGACUAUGGUUGUGAGAACGAUAUCACAAACGAACCUAUCAACCCUCCUGGGCCCAAACGGAAAAGAGUCAAAUUCACAUCCUAUACCACCAUCUUGCCGGAGGAUGGUGGCCCAUACACCAACUCCAUCCUCUUUGACAGUGACGAUAAUAUCAAAUGGGUAUGCCAAGAUAUGAACUUAGGGGAUUCCCAGGAACUUAGAGACUAUAUGGAAAGGCUGCAAGACAAUAUGUAAAAAAUAAUUAUUAUCUCUCUCUCUAAAGACUUUAUCUUUGUAUUCACCUUUAUGCCUUCUGUUUUAUGGAUGAUGGAGCACUCAAACCCAGCCAGCAAUAGAAGAAGGCUCUCCAAAAUGUUUGGAGGUCCAGAAAUACUAACUUUGCAUUGUUUUGAUCAGCUGCAAGAGAAAGCUGGCUUGUUAUACCCUGUUCCAUCAGGUACAAGGGGAUGUGAGCCCCUAAACAGCUACCUACAAAUCUUGGAGGUAUUGCGCACAACCAGCUGUUUUUCAUAUAUCAUCUGAUACUAGCUAAUGCUGAUCCAAUUGCACCUAGACUCAGAGAAGAUGGGUUAGUGUGCCAUGUUACGAUGAGCCGUUACUAUGGAAAAGGAACCAUUUUGUGGGUGGGUGGGUUGAUGAUUUUUCUAGAAAAUAUUCUUUGUAAAAGCACAGUAGACAUUCCUCGCUUUCAGCUGGAAUCUAGGGUCCUUUCAAAGGAUCAGAAUGAAUUGACCUAAUGUAAUCUGUUUAUACAAAAUACAGACAGAUAUAUCCUCCUAGGCUUUUGUUUUUUAAAAACAAAUAUUCAUCCUUGUGGUUAAUUUGUUCAGCUGUAUUGUUUAUAAAGCUUUCCUGAUUUUAUGAA
Molecule: messenger RNA, 2780 nt
Organism: Podarcis muralis (Common wall lizard)
Lineage: Eukaryota; Metazoa; Chordata; Lepidosauria; Squamata; Lacertidae
Source: RefSeq, a predicted model, not a curated record